This is a messenger RNA of Erigeron canadensis, 1143 nucleotides long. Its product is annotated as protein IRX15-LIKE-like. The coding region runs from base 49 to 1002 and encodes 317 amino acids. The transcript has a single exon. Gene Ontology annotation, biological process: xylan biosynthetic process. The record is from RefSeq and is a predicted model, not a curated record. Lineage: Eukaryota; Viridiplantae; Streptophyta; Magnoliopsida; Asterales; Asteraceae.
AUCAUCUUACAUUUUACAAAAAACCAAAAAAAAAAAAAACAUAAUACAAUGAAGAACAACAUUAACAACAAUGGUGGCACAAAGCUCAUCCUUCUCCACCCUUACAUCCACAAACAAGCCGGAUCAUCAACCCGCCUUUAUUGGCUCAUAGCCGCGGUCUCCAUUUUUGCAGUCGCCUCUCUUCUCACCUUUGUCUACACUCGAGAAUCAUUAACUUCCAACAUAACAACCUCAACCGCGACUUCAAUCACAACGAUGACCACAAUUAGUACUCUCGACAUUCCAAAAUCAGUCACAAAAGCCCUGAUUCACUAUGCGGCCAGUGCAAAUUCCACUGACCGCAUGUCACAUACCGAUAUUAAACAAAUAUCGGAUGUGUUAAGACAAUGUCCUUCCCCAUGUAACUUUCUUGUUUUUGGACUAACCCCAGAAACACUAUUAUGGAAUGCAUUAAAUCAUCGUGGAAGAACGGUUUUUAUAGAUGAAAAUCGUUACUAUGCUGCCUACAUUGAAGAAAAACAUCCAGAAAUUGAAGCAUAUGAUGUACAAUACACAACUAAAAUUAGUGAGCUUCAUGAGUUAAUAACAUCUAUUAGAGAACAACUACAUAAUGAAUGUAGGCCAGUACAAAACUUAUUAUUUUCGGAUUGUAAAAUCGGUUUAAAUGAUCUUCCAAACCAAUUAUAUGAAUUGGAUUGGGACAUUAUUUUAGUUGAUGGGCCACGUGGGUAUUGGCCCGAAGGGCCCGGAAGGAUGUCGGCGAUAUUUACCGCCGGGGUGUUGGCUAGAAGUAAGAAAGGUGGAAAUCGAAAAACGCAUGUUUUUGUUCAUGAUUAUAAGAGGGAAGUUGAGAGGGUUUCGAGUGAUGAGUUUUUGUGUAAAGAGAAUUUGGUCAAGUCUUCUAAGGAUUUGUUGGCGCAUUAUAUGGUGGAAAGAAUGGCUGAGGAGAGUAACGCCGGGGGACGGAAGUUCUGCCGGAAUCAUUCUGUGACGGCGAAGUAGAGAUAAUAAUGUUUUCCACUUUUCCGGUGUUAUUGCAAAUGUGUGUUUAAAUAUGAUAGACGAUGUAAAAUUUGGUUAUUUAUUAUCAAGAUUUGAAAUUUUGGCCGGUGGUCAGGUUUUCAAUAAAUUUUUUUUCAAAAA